AUGCCAAUUGUACCCAUGCUUCGACUUCGCAGUUCCCCACAAAACCGUCUCAUCCGUCGCCUGCUGUUUGCCACCAUAUUCUUUCUCCUAAAUGCUCAUCUAUUCAUUUAUUUCCUACAUAGCCCCAAUGAAGAAGCUUCGGACGACUUAGCUUCUCUCUGGGACUACAAUCCGGCCGUUACGGUACCCAUGGUUCACGGUAUCGGGAAGGUCUAUAUCGCAGCGAAUCAUUGGAUAUCCGGGAAGAUUCUUAAACCAUAUUGGAUCAAUGGAUUGUUGAUGUUGAUACAACAGUUGGGGCCUGAAAAUGUGUUUGUUAGUAUUUACGAAAACGGAUCUUGGGAUGAGACACCAGCAAUGUUGAGGGAGUUGGAUCGAGAGCUUGAACGGAUGGGAGUAGAGAGGAGGGUUCUAAUUGAAGCAAUCACGCAUCGGGAACAAGUUGCAGAAGUUGUCGCACAGGGUGAUGACAAGCCCGGCUGGGUUAUGACGUCGAGGGGGAUGAAGGAGCUACGGCGGAUACCGAUGCUGGCGAAAUUACGUAAUCGACUGUUGGAACCAUUGGAGGAGUUACAGAGGCAAGGAAAGGGUAAUUUUGACAGGAUAUUAUUUAUGAACGACGUGGUUUUUACGGCCGAGGACGUCAUUACCUUAUUAAGGACUCGGGACGGAAAUUACUCAGCCGCCUGUUCGGUCGACUUCAACAAACCACAAUACUACUACGACACUUUUGCUCUCCGAGAUAUCUAUGGCCAGGAGGCGGCUAGUCAACGAUUCCCGUUCUUUGCAAGUGGUGAAAGCCGAAACGCCAUGAUGAGAGGGGACCCAGUUCCAGUCCAAAGCUGUUGGAACGGCAUAGUCGCCUUCGAUGCUGCUCCAUUUACACGCCAGCAGAAACCAUUACGUUUCCGUGGAAUCGACGAUUCACUAUCUGUUUUACAUCUUGAAGGAUCGGAAUGCUGUCUAAUACAUGCAGAUAAUACUGGAGGAUUUAGGUCGUUGCAGAGGUCUGGAGUCUGGAUGAACCCGCUGGUUCGGGUGGGGUACAAUUUCCCAGCAUACCGUUACCAAAGAAUUCAUAUGUACCAGUGGCCGGAAUAUUUUAUUUCCAUACCGGUUAGGAUUGGUACUAGCUUGAUAGGGCUUCCGUGGAGGAACCGGAAGGUGGGUAAAAGAUUGGCGAGCUGGAGGAAGGAAACUGGUGGAGAUGAGAAAGGGGAUUUUUGUCUGGUUGAUGAGAUGCAUGUGCUCGUGGAGAACGGAUGGAAGCAUGUCUAG
Molecule: messenger RNA, 1278 nt
Organism: Orbilia oligospora ATCC 24927
Lineage: Eukaryota; Fungi; Ascomycota; Orbiliomycetes; Orbiliales; Orbiliaceae
Exons: 2
Coding region: 1-1278 (425 amino acids)
Source: RefSeq, a predicted model, not a curated record